Molecule: messenger RNA, 1716 nt
Organism: Fonsecaea multimorphosa CBS 102226
Lineage: Eukaryota; Fungi; Ascomycota; Eurotiomycetes; Chaetothyriales; Herpotrichiellaceae
Exons: 2
Coding region: 1-1716 (571 amino acids)
Biological process (GO): DNA-templated transcription
Cellular component (GO): nucleus
Molecular function (GO): DNA-binding transcription factor activity, RNA polymerase II-specific; zinc ion binding; DNA binding
Source: RefSeq, a predicted model, not a curated record
AUGGCCAACCACAUUUGCGAUAACUGCCGCAGGCUCAGGUUGAAAUGUCAGUUUGAACAUCCUCCGUAUUUUACCCUCUGUUGCACUCGAUGUCGACAGUACAGUCUUUCGUCCGAGUUCGAGGGCAUUCCCUGGCCAGCUCGGGCUCAGCGAACUUUCAUGUCCUCCACGCCCAAGGGGUUUUCUCGAAAGGUCUUUUGGGGCCCUUCGAGCAAUGCCGGCGGGCAUCCCAUGGACCUGCACACGCCAAAGGAACCGCCUCCUGAGCCGGCCAUGUUCCAGGUCCAGCAACCCCUCAAGUCUUCUAGGCCGACGACAGACGACGAGACAACAACGUUGGAACUCAGUCCAAAUGUCAAGGCACACCUCUAUCUCGUCUUCUUCGAGCACAUACAGCCGGUGUUUCCUGUUGUCACUCACGCCAGCUUGCGACACUUCCCUGCCACCCCGCUGUUGGAAAGUGUGAUACUCGGUAUAGCGGCACGCCAUCAUCUUGCCAUCGCUUCUUGGAGGGACUAUGUUCACAUACAGAAGGUCAUUGUCCAUGAGCUCAAGGCUCUCUUCAGUACACGGCAACGAUAUCAGCCCCAGAUUCAAACAGUACAAGCGCUCCUGCUCGCGUUGAUAAAAUUUGAACUCGUUACACACGGUCACGGUGACAUCAUGUCCACCGGACUAAGACUCGGACUACUCUGCAAAAUGGCAAGGGAUUUGGGCCUAGACAAGAAAUCCUCGGCCGUGACGGCUGAUGGCGAACUUCUCAACGUCGUGUUAUGGAAGGCCUGCAUGUUUGAAGAUGCGAUUAUAUCGGCUAUGAUGGGGCAACCGCUCAAUAUCGUCGUCUCGCCCAAAGAAACUACGGGGCUGCCGAGCGACUCCAGCUUCUCAGGAGGCACAUUUUUUGAUGAUGCUGUGGAUGCUUCGCACUGUCUCCGAUCACUGCUAAGAGCAGUCUAUGCAAGCCGACCUGUCGAUGCGAAUAUUGUGCAGAACUGCGAACAUGUUCUCAAACAGAUACAUCGCUAUGGAAUAGACCUGGAUUUCCGACAGAGCCACCAUUCCGAAAGAGAGCAUCAAGCCCUUUGUAUGUUACACCAUAACAACAGACUACUUUUUGUACUCGGACUUGCCUCCUUGACAAACACGUCAAGCCACUCCAAAGAACUUUCCCUGAUUCUAGCACGGGAGGCUGCUUCGACCAUUCCAGAAGCCUGCCAGACGCUUUUGUGGUUCAGCGUCGAAUUUUAUCUCGAGAUGGCUUCUCGAAUACCUCAAUUACUAUACUGCGCUUCAAGAGCCUUGAUGCUUGUUGUCGAUGUCCUCCUGGAGACUCAAAGGACACAAGGCUCUCCAAAGGACUUUAUCCAAGAGCUCGAGAAUGCUAUUGCAUCAGCCACAUUAUUGAAGGACUUUCUACUCAAAGACACCUCAUGGGGAGCGCACUGGUCCCAAGGCCAUACACUUGCAGCUGUUCUUGCUCGGCUUCACCAAACGGACUGUCAGCAUCGGCGUAUACCGCUUGAGCUGACGAACGUUAUGCGUCUUCGAACACUUGACCAGAGCGAAACUAACGACAACGGGGUCUUGGACGCUUUGCGAAAUGCCCAUGAAGUCUUCAACAGCGAUGAAUUCAUCAACAACGUCCUUUUCAACUCCACAGACUGGGAUUCCGUCUUGAUGCAAUACGAAGAGAGCUAUCCUCAGCCCAUCUGGUGA